Molecule: messenger RNA, 1104 nt
Organism: [Torrubiella] hemipterigena
Lineage: Eukaryota; Fungi; Ascomycota; Sordariomycetes; Hypocreales; Clavicipitaceae
Source: the annotation of a GenBank genome assembly
AUGGCAAACGAAAUCCAAGCUGUAUUCUGCACGGCCGUAGGAAAGGUUGAAAUCAAAGCGGCGCCCAAGCCUACGCUGCAUCCCGGGUAUCUCCUCGUCAAGACCAAAGCCGUAGCUCUCAACCCUACAGAUUGGAAGAGCAUCUACGAUCCGUCAGGUCUCGCAGUAGGAACUCGAGUAGGCGUUGACUUCUCGGGUAUUGUCGAAGAAGUCGGCGCCGAUGUGAAGCAGCCAUGGACAAAGGGUGACAGAAUCUGCGGUUUCGUCUUCGGAGGAAAGCAUGCAGAGAGCGGAGCAUUUGGCGAUUAUCUCGUCGCAACCCCUCACAACCAAUUGAAAAUCCCCGACAAUCUCAGCUUCGAAGAGGCUGCUACCCUAGGCGUGGCCGUCACCACCUGCGGCCAGGCACUCUAUCAACUGCUCAGUCUCCCGCUGCCUCCGGCCCCGGCUUCCGAUCCUCCUCGGUGGAUUCUCAUCGGCGGCGGAAGCACGGCCACUGCCGUAGUUGGCAUCCAGUAUGCCAAGCUGUCUGGACUUAAGGUCGCCGCCACGGCUUCGCCAUACAACUUUGAGUACCUGCAGUCCCUCGGAGUCGAUCUUCUCUUGGACUAUCACGAAGAUACAGAUGCCCUGGUAAAGAAGAUUCGGGCGGUUACCGGAGACGACCUGCUCCUAGCGUGGGACUGCUCACCCAAUGACAAGUUCCCCAAGGUAGCAGGCCUCUCGCUUAGCCAGACUAAGAAGAGUAUCUACGCUACCGUGAGUCCUCUUACGCCACCCGAUUUCCUAAAGAAGACCAAUCCCCUAGUCGAGUCCAAGUUUCAGCUUGGCUACACGGCCUUUGGCGAGACAUUUACACGUAUGGGCGUAGAGUUCCCCGCGUCCAAGGAAGACGCGGAUUUCGCUGAAGCUUUCUGGGCACACAGCGAGCCCCUCUUGGCAGAUGGAACCAUCAAGCCCACCAGAUUCACGCUCAACAGGGGCGGCGAGAGCUGGGCUGGUGUAGUUCACGGGUUGGAAGAGCUACGCAACGGGCGCGUGUCUGGUACUAAGCUGGUAUACACGGUAUAAGUCACAUUCAUCAUCAAGGAACUGCAGCAGAGU